Messenger RNA from Homo sapiens (human), 2680 nucleotides. Its product is annotated as periaxin-like. The record is from RefSeq and is a predicted model, not a curated record. The transcript is spliced from 2 exons. Bases 62 to 2230 code for a protein of 722 amino acids. Lineage: Eukaryota; Metazoa; Chordata; Mammalia; Primates; Hominidae.
AUGUCUUCGGCUACACUGGUGAAGGCAUCGUGCCUGCUCCACAGCACAUUUUUAUUCAAGAAUGUAUCUCCCGGAUGUCCAGAAUACGCCAUCUGCAAAACUGAACUCGUCCUCUUUCCCCAGAAUGUAUCUCCCGGAUGUCCAGAAUACGCCAUCUGCAAAACUGAACUCGUCCUCUUUCCCCCGAAUGUAUCAUCUCCCAGAUGUCCAGAAUACGCCAUCUGCAAAACUGAACUCGUCCUCUUUCCCCCGAAUGUAUCUCCCAGAUGUCCAGAAUACGCCAUCUGCAAAACUGAACUCAUCCUCUUUCCCCAGAAUGUAUCUCCCGGAUGUCGAGAAUACGCCAUCUGCAAAACUGAACUCGUCCUCUUUCCCCCGAAUGUAUCUCCCAGAUGUCCAGAAUACGCCAUCUGCAAAACUGAACUCGUCCUCUUUCCCCCGAAUGUAUCAUCUCCCAGAUGUCCAGAAUACGCCAUCUGCAAAACUGAACUCAUCCUCUUUCCCCAGAAUGUAUCUCGCGGAUGUCCAGAAUACGCCAUCUGCAAAACUGAACUCGUCCUCUUUCCCCCGAAUGUAUCUCCCGGAUGUCCAGAAUACGCCAUCUGCAAAACUGAACUCGUCCUCUUUCCCCAGAAUGUAUCUCCCGGAUGUCCAGAAUACGCCAUCUGCAAAACUGAACUCGUCCUCUUUCCCCCGAAUGUAUCUCCCGGAUGUCCAGAAUACACCAUCUGCAAAACUGAACUCGUCCUCUUUCCCCCGAAUGUAUCUCCCGGAUGUCCAGAAUACGCCAUCUGCAAAACUGAACUCGUCCUCUUUCCCCCGAAUGUAUCUCCCGGAUGUCCAGAAUACGCCAUCUGCAAAACUGAACUCGUCCUCUUUCCCCCGAAUGUAUCUCCCGGAUGUCCAGAAUACGCCAUCUGCAAAACUGAACUCGUCCUGUUUCCCCCGAAUGUAUCUCCCGGAUGUCCAGAAUACGCCAUCUGCAAAACUGAACUCGUCCUCUUUCCCCAGAAUGUAUCUCCCGGAUGUCCAGAAUACUCCAUCUGCAAAACUGAACUCAUCCUCUUUCCCCCGAAUGUAUCUCCCGGAUGUCCAGAAUACGCCAUCUGCAAAACUGAACUCGUCCUCUUUCCCCCGAAUGUAUCUCCCGGAUGUACAGAAUACGCCAUCUGCAAAACUGAACUCGUCCUCUUUCCCCCGAAUGUAUCUCCCGGAUGUCCAGAAUACGCCAUCUGCAAAACUGAACUCGUCCUCUUUCCCCAGAAUGUAUCUCCCGGAUGUCCAGAAUACGCCAUCUGCAAAACUGAACUCGUCCUCUUUCCCCCGAAUGUAUCUCCCGGAUGUCCAGAAUACGCCAUCUGCAAAACUGAACUCGUCCUCUUUCCCCCGAAUGUAUCUCCCGGAUGUCCAGAAUACGCCAUCUGCAAAACUGAACUCGUCCUGUUUCCCCCGAAUGUAUCUCCCGGAUGUCCAGAAUACGCCAUCUGCAAAACUGAACUCGUCCUCUUUCCCCAGAAUGUAUCUCCCGGAUGUCCAGAAUACUCCAUCUGCAAAACUGAACUCGUCCUCUUUCCCCCGAAUGUAUCUCCCGGAUGUCCAGAAUACUCCAUCUGCAAAACUGAACUCGUCCUCUUUCCCCAGAAUGUAUCUCCCGGAUGUCCAGAAUACGCCAUCUGCAAAACUGAACUCGUCCUCUUUCUCCCGAAUGUAUCUCCCGGAUGUCCAGAAUACGCCAUCUGCAAAACUGAACUCGUCCUCUUUCCCCCGAAUGUAUCUCCCGGAUGUCCAGAAUACGCCAUCUGCAAAACUGAACUCGUCCUCUUUCCCCCGAAUGUAUCUCCCGGAUGUCCAGAAUACGCCAUCGGCAAAACUGAACUCGUCCUCUUUCCCCAGAAUGUAUCUCCCGGAUGUCCAGAAUAUGCCAUCUGCAAAACUGAACUCGUCCUCUUUCCCCCGAAUGUAUCUCCCGGAUGUCCAGAAUACGCCAUCGGCAAAACUGAACUCGUCCUGUUUCCCCCGAAUGUAUCUCCCGGAUGUCCAGAAUACGCCAUCUGCAAAACAGAACUUGUCCUCUUUCCCCCAAAUGUGUGUCCACUGCUUGAACCAGGAAACUGGAUAUCAUCUUAAAUCCUCCCUUUCCCACCACCACCAAAUCCAAGCUGGGGAGCCCCUCUUCUUUACUGCCUCUGAAAACCGCACUGUCCCCCCACACCCCAUGGAUCCUGCUUGAACCCAGGCACUCAUCACUUCUUCGCUGGGGUAUGACCAUUCCCCUGGCCUUCCUAUCUUCCCAUCUAUGCCCAACAUGGCUGCCAAGGGGAUCUGUCCUAAAUGCAAAGUUAGCCAUGCCUGCCCUCCCUCCCCUGGCUUGCCUGAAAUCUUUCAGGAAGCUCAGAGCUUUUAAGACAACAUUUUGAGAACAAGGACCUUUUGCAAUUUUACGUCUUCUGUUUUCUGGAGUCCCCAAAUUCAGCUCAGCCUUCAUGGCUUCUAAGAAACUUGCCUUGACCUCAUCUUUCCUAUGCGUUCUGUGCCUAGCUAGCAAAAUUCUUAGCUGACAUUACUUUGAUCAUGAACUUUGUUGCCUGUGAGUUCCCAGAGGGCAGGCCAAGUCUGACUUGGCUUUGUUGCAAAGUCUAGCACAUGAUGGACAUUCAAUAAAGUUUUGAUAGAGAGAAAA